This is a messenger RNA of Trifolium pratense (red clover), 900 nucleotides long. RefSeq names its product reactive Intermediate Deaminase A, chloroplastic-like. NCBI's taxonomy places the organism in Eukaryota, Viridiplantae, Streptophyta, Magnoliopsida, Fabales, Fabaceae. Gene Ontology annotation, molecular function: deaminase activity. The transcript has 6 exons. The coding region runs from base 57 to 608 and encodes 183 amino acids. Gene Ontology annotation, cellular component: cytosol. The record is from RefSeq and is a predicted model, not a curated record.
CAAAAACAAAAAAAUACAAAGAGAGUGAGAGUUAGACUGGUGAGUGAGACUGAGAAAUGGCGUCGUUAUGUGGUGGCACCGCCUGCUUCCAGAUUCCGGCCAUAAACGGCGGCGGCAUACUGUGCAACCACACUCCAUUGAACACCAGAAGAGGGUGUGUUACCCUUUCCUCAUCGAAACUCUCUUCAUCAUUCAAAUGCUUGGCCAUUUCUUCUGAUUCCCGAAUAGUAAUUAAGGAAGCUGUUGAAACAGAAAAAGCUCCUGCAGCUUUAGGACCAUAUUCUCAAGCAAACAAAGUCAACAACAUUCUUUUUGUCUCUGGUGUUCUUGGUCUUGUUCCUCAGACAGGGAAGUUCAUCUCUGAUAAUGUUGAAGAUCAAACUGAACAGCUUCUCAAGAACAUGGGUGAAAUCCUUAAAGCCGGUGGUGCCAGCUACUCAUCAGUUGUAAAGACAACAAUUAUGUUGGCUGAUUUGAAGGACUUUAAGAAAGUCAAUGAGAUUUAUGCUAAAUAUUUCCCUUCACCUUUCCCAGCUCGCUCGACUUAUCAAGUAGCUGCCUUGCCAUUGGACGCCAAGAUUGAAAUCGAGUGCAUUGCAACAUUAUAACCACCAAUUUCGGUAGUAUAUCUAUUUAGUUCCUUCAACAAACACAGGUCAAUAAUAUGCAUAAGGAACAUGUAAUUUAGUAUUUGAGGUUUGUAGUUUACUUUUGUAUGUUCCCCUUAGAGAAUGGUGCUCUUGUCGACGGCAUUACAUUUACUUUGCUAUCCUAGUGAAUCCUCUAAUCUUCCUAUUACCUCUCAAGAUUAUGUUCCCAUUAAAAACACUAUGUUCUCUGCAGUUUUUAUAAUAUUGUAGUAUUACUAUUAGGAAAUGGUAGUAGAAAUUUUCACCUUAA